AUGUGUGAUUCAUUAUCUGAAAAGUUAAGGGAAAGAGAGAAAGAAAGUGAAACAAAACCCUACAAAGAAAAAGCAAGAAACAGCUCGUUUUUUGCUUCCAUGGAAGCUAAGCACAUUUUGUGUUUCAUUCUACUGGUGGGAUUUCAAGUAAGUGCAGAGCCAGUUGAGGAUAAGCAAGCAUUGGUUGAUUUUGUCAACAAUGUGCCACAUUCUCGGUCUUUAAACUGGAAUGAGAGCUCUCCAGUUUGCAAUAACUGGACUGGAGUCAUUUGUAGUGGAGAUGGGACUCGUGUGAUAGCUGUCAGAUUGCCUGGUGUUGGAUUUCAUGGCCCAAUUCCACCAAACACUCUUAGUCGUCUCUCAGCGUUGCAGAUUUUGAGCCUUAGAUCCAAUGGUAUUAGUGGGGAGUUUCCUUUUGAUUUUUCUAAUUUAAAGAACUUGUCUUUUCUUUAUCUUCAGUAUAAUAAUUUAUCUGGGUCAUUGCCAGUUGAUUUCUCUGUUUGGCCUAAUCUUACUAUUGUUAAUCUGUCCAACAAUCGGUUUAAUGGGAGUAUUCCUUAUUCGUUUUCGAAUUUGAGUCACCUUGCUGCUUUGAAUCUUGCAAACAAUUCACUUUCCGGUGAAGUCCCUGAUUUUAAUUUGCCAAAUCUGCAGCAGAUAAACUUGGCUAACAAUAAUCUUAGUGGUAGUGUACCAAGGUCACUUAGAAGAUUCCCUAACUCAGUCUUUUCUGGUAACAAUAUUCCAUUUGAAACUUUUUCUCCUCGUGCUUCACCUUUUGUUACUCCAUCUUCCACACCUUAUCCAAGAUCUAGGAAUGGUAGGGGACUUAGUGAAAAAGCACUGCUUGGGAUUAUAGUUGCUGCUUGUGUUUUGGGGCUUGUGGCAUUUGUUUUCUUGAUAGUUGUUUGUUGCCCGAGAAAGAAGGGCGAGGAUGAGUUUUCAGGGAAGUUGCAGAAAGGAGGAAUGUCACCGGAGAAAGUGGUUUCAAGGAGUCAGGAUGCUAAUAAUAGAUUGACUUUCUUUGAGGGGUGUAACUAUGCAUUCGAUUUGGAGGAUUUGUUAAGGGCUUCUGCUGAGGUAUUGGGAAAGGGCACAUUUGGUAUGGCUUAUAAGGCAAUUCUGGAGGACGCAACCACAGUGGUUGUGAAGAGGUUGAAGGAAGUGAGUGUUGGGAAAAGGGACUUCGAGCAGCAGAUGGAGGUUGUUGGAAGUAUUCGACACGAGAAUGUGGUUGAACUGAAGGCUUAUUACUAUUCCAAAGAUGAGAAGCUGAUGGUGUAUGAUUAUUACAGUCAGGGAAGCAUUUCUUCCAUGCUACAUGGAAAAAGAGGAGGUGAGCGAAUCCCUCUUGAUUGGAACACCAGAAUGAGAAUUGCUAUAGGUGCAGCAAGAGGCAUUGCUCGUAUCCAUGCAGAGAAUGCUGGGAAAUUUGUCCAUGGAAACAUCAAAUCCUCAAACAUCUUUCUUAAUUUUCAGCGGUAUGGUUGUGUAUCUGAUCUUGGUUUAGCAACUAUAACGAGCCCAUUAGCCCCACCUAUCGCUCGUGCUGCUGGUUAUCGUGCCCCUGAAGUAGCAGACACCCGGAAAGCUGCACAGCCUUCUGAUGUCUACAGCUUCGGAGUGGUGUUAUUGGAGCUUCUCACUGGGAAGUCCCCCAUUCAUACUACGGGUGGUGAUGAGAUUAUCCACUUAGUCAGGUGGGUUCAUUCUGUUGUUAGAGAGGAGUGGACAGCUGAAGUGUUUGACGUUGAGCUGAUGAGGUAUCCAAAUAUCGAGGAAGAGAUGGUGGAGAUGCUGCAGAUAGCAAUGUCCUGUGUGGUAAGGAUGCCAGAUCAAAGACCUAAAAUGACAGAUGUGGUGAAAAUGAUAGAGAAUGUCCGACAGAUGGAUACUGAGAAUCGCCAAUCUUCUGAAAACAGAUCUGAAAGUUCUACACCACCACCUCUGGUGACCGAAAGAGAAUCCUGA
Messenger RNA from Dovyalis caffra, 1971 nucleotides. Lineage: Eukaryota; Viridiplantae; Streptophyta; Magnoliopsida; Malpighiales; Salicaceae. The record is from the annotation of a GenBank genome assembly.